Messenger RNA from Peronospora matthiolae, 1542 nucleotides. Lineage: Eukaryota; Oomycota; Peronosporomycetes; Peronosporales; Peronosporaceae. The record is from the annotation of a GenBank genome assembly.
AUGCCAUUAGCCGUCAACGCCGAGGAAACGCAACAGCACUGGGCAGGUGCAGAGCUGUUGGUGUGUGCUGUGAUCCAGCUGCUGCUAGUGAAUGUAGCCUACCGCAUUGACUGUAUGCGUGAGGCGCCGCUGCUGUCGACGUCGUCGUGGGCCAUUUCCUGCGGCCUCGGGAGUGGUGCAUUGCUCGCUCUUGUGUCAAAAACGCGUGUCCACGACGCGGGGUUGGACCCACAGAUCCUAUUUUUAGCUCUCGUGCCACCCAUUAUCCUCGACGCGGGUUUUAACACCCAGCGAAAAGGCUUUUUUAGCAACUUUUCGGCUAUUUUACUGCUGGCUAUCGUCGGCACGUUAGUAGCGACAUUUGCUACUGGUGGCAUUCUCAUUUGGCUGGGCGAAAGGGGCGUCAUCACGCAAUUAAAGUCUGCAGAGGCGUUUCUCUUUGGAUCGCUCAUCUCUGCCAUUGAUCCUGUUGCGACGCUCGUUGUGUUUCGGAAAUGUCGAGCGCCGUCGAUGCUAUUUAACCUCGUGUUUGGAGAGAGCGUGCUGAACGACGCCGUUGCGAUUGUUGUCUUUACGCUGUUCCAGAACCUCAUAAAAAGUGGCAAUUCGGACGUGAAUGCUCAAGUAGCGGUGGGUAUGGUCGCCAGUUUGUUGAGUAUCAUUGUGGGCUCGGUCGCGCUGUCCGGGGUCAUUUGCUAUUCGUCUGCCUACUUCUUACGCCACUCGGAUCCAGCACUGCGUCAAUACCCGAUGUACGAGAUGUCCAUCAUCUUGCUGAGCUGCUACGCUAGUUAUUUGGCAGCUGACAUUUUUCAGCUCAGUGGACUGCUGGCUGUUUUCUUUAGUGGCGUAUUCAUUCGACACUACCACAUGUACAACAUCUCGGAGACCAGCGCGUUCGCUUUCAAACAAUUGCUCUCGACGAUGUCGUUCUUGGCCGAGAAUUUCAUCUACUUGUACCUCGGGUUGAGUGUCUUCGCGUACCAAGAUUUUUUUGUUUGGGACUGGAGCUUUAUCCUCGCAACAUUUGGUGUGUGUCUCAUUGCAAGAGCUCUCAACACGUUCCCGCUGUGCUACCUGGCGAACUGCAGACGGUCGGAGCGACAGAAAAUUCCGUUCAAGUACAUGGUUGUGAUUUGGUUCUCGGGGCUGCGCGGCGCCAUCGCCUUUGCUCUGGUGCUCAACGUGUCGACUGACAACCCUAUCCAUGCAGCGAUUCUCAAGAGCUCAACACUUUUCCUCGCGUUGUUUACAACUGUUUUCUUCGGCAUGGCAACGGGUCCACUACUUCGCAUUCUGAAGCUUACGGGCGAUCCUGAGCAAGACGUGUCUACCAGUGAAGUCGUCGACGUAGUCGAGACUCCCGCUGAGAAAGAAGCGCUCGUGAGUCCUGCGCUGUCUCCGCCCAGCUCUUGGAGUGUACACAGCAAGUGGAUUGAACUCGACGAGAAGUACCUCAAGCCCAUCUUCGGUGGGAAUCCUCGUCGUCCAAGAAGGGACGCUGACCAAGUGAGAUAUUCGUCAAUCGAGGAUGAUAGCUAA